Molecule: messenger RNA, 580 nt
Organism: Aedes albopictus (Asian tiger mosquito)
Lineage: Eukaryota; Metazoa; Arthropoda; Insecta; Diptera; Culicidae
Exons: 2
Coding region: 138-470 (110 amino acids)
Source: RefSeq, a predicted model, not a curated record
CAUCGUGCAACUUUCUUUCCACGGUAUAAAAGCGGUUCGAUUUUGAAACCAUUGUCACAGUCAUUUCCUGAGUUAGUUCAAGGAUAAACAUUCGCUAGUAUCACAAAAAACACUCCGCUAAAAUUCACCCAGUCAAGAUGAUGAAGGUUAUUGCUGCCGUUCUCCUAAUCUCCGUUCUCGCCGUUUAUGGCAAGCCCACUAGCGUGGACGAAGCUAUUGAUGCUCCGGUUGCUGAUUUGGUGCAAACCAGCCAGGCCGUUGCCGAGCAGGAUCCAAAAGUGGAAGCCAUCAAGGAAACCGCCGUUGAAAUGAGCGACGAGAAUAAGGAAGCCAUGGACAAUGCCGAGACUUUCGGUUUUGGAUACUACAGGACGUACUAUCCACGUGUCUACAUCCCAUCUGUGCCGGUUAUGCCCCACUACGUGUAUCCUGCAGUGCCUCACUACCCCGGGCUCGUUCACUAUUACUGAAGCCUCUAACUAAAGAUCGAGGUUUGCAGAUGCUUGUUGAAACUAUUUAUUUCGAUUAUUUAUUGUAAAUAAAGGUAUGAUUUAAAAAAAGCGUCACUUUUCACUUAUCA